UGUCCGUGAUGCUAGAGGCGGGACUUCGAAGCAGCUCAUUAUUUCCCUAUGGAAUGUUAAGCAGUAGGCAACGGUGCCGUUCAACAGCUUUUCAGAUACUACGAUUCAACAUGUUAUUAAUUUUUUACACACUCUUGUUAUGCCUUUUACGGGGUCCACUAGUUAGUAGCACACGGAAUCAGGAAUAUGAUUUAGUGAGGCCAUAUAGACUACGUAUUCGCGUCAGAAGAAACAUUUUCACAAAACAGGUGUAUCCUGAUGAAAUACGAUAUGCAUUAACCAUUGAUGGAAGUAACCACACUAUCCAUCUGGAAAGAAAUAGGAAUCUUAUUAGUAAGGAUUAUGUUGAAACAUAUUAUUCAGAAGACGGAAGAAGGAUGACAACAUCACCAAAUUCCGAGGACCACUGCUAUUAUCAUGGUCACAUACAAGGUGUUGAGGAUUCAUCUGUAAAUGUUGGAAUCUGUGCAGGCAUUAGUGGCUCUGUGAGACUGAGGCAGCAGGUCUACCUGAUCGAACCACUGGAACAUAGCGCCGAUGGCGAUCAUGCCCUUUAUAAACAAGAGCACCUCCAAACCAACAGCAGCAGCUGUGGCCUCAUUAACAGCACCACGUUCUAUGACCAUGACCACAAUGACCCUAACCUCAACCCUAACUAUACCCACUAUGACCAUGACCAGACUCCCAGAGUCGCUGGCCUCUUUAAAUCCAGACUAUGGAAAAAACAAUCUAUCCUCAGCCAAUUAUCUGGAGAAUCUCCGAGAAUUAUCGAGUUGUACUUAGUGGUUGACAACGCAGAGUACAAACUAUAUGGAGAUCAAACAACAGCUCGAAUGAUGGCAAUAGUUAAUCAUGUUGACAAGUUAUAUCGGUCACUGAACAUUCGGGUCAUGCUGGUGGGCCUGGAGAUUUGGAGUAACAAGGACCUUAUAGAUAUCGACAGAGACUCUGACAAGACCCUUGAUAGAUUCAUUUUGUGGCGAAAGAAGGAUCUUCUGAAGAGGGUGAAGCAUGACAACACACAGUUAGUGACUGGCAUCGAUUUUCAAGGUGUUACUGUUGGGUUGGCAAAUGUAUUCACUAUGUGCACUGAAAGCUCGGCUGGUAUCAAUCAGGACCAUCAAAAGAAUUACAUGGGUCUGGCCUCCACCAUUGCUCAUGAGAUAGGACACAAUCUUGGCAUGUUUCAUGAUUCCAAAAUUUGCAGUUGUGGAAUAUCCACUUACUGUGUAAUGGCAGAAAACUUAAGUAGCUCCAGCUACCCAGAUACCUUUAGUAGUUGUAGUCAGGAGAAGCUUAGAGACUUCCUGGAAAGAGCCCAGCCACGUUGCUUGUUGGAAAGACCCACUUCUGACAAAGUAUUCAUGGGUGCUUCAUGUGGCAAUGCCUAUCUGGAUCAUGGAGAGGAGUGUGACUGUGGAACCGUGGAGGAAUGUAAGAACCCUUGCUGUGAUGCUGCAACCUGUCGCCUCACAAGGGGAAGCCUCUGUGCCCAUGGAACGUGCUGCGAGGACUGCCAGCUCAAACAGGCAGCCAGUGUGUGCAGGCCAUCUGCCAGCGAGUGUGAUCUCGCAGAGUACUGCACAGGAAUAUCAGAGCAUUGUCCCGGAGAUGACUUUCAGAUGAAUGGGACACCCUGUGACUACGGCCAGGGCUAUUGCUAUGACGGCCAGUGUCCGACGCAUCAGCAACACUGUCGGAGACUGUUUGGACAAGCGGCUACAGUUGCAGAUGAUUUCUGCUUUGCCCUAAACAGCGAAGGCAAGGAAGGUGCCAACUGUGGAAAGAGCGAACAAGGUUCCUACAAGGGUUGUGCUAGACAGAAUCAGAAAUGUGGAUAUUUGUUUUGUGCCUCUAAUGAAGAUUCCAUCACAGGGAGAAAAAAAGUCUUUACAUUCCCUUCAAAGGGUCAGUGCUUAGUGGCAAUUGAUGAAGACAAAACCAGAAACCUUGAUAUGGUGCCAACAGGAACUAAAUGUGGACCUAAUAAGGUUUGCUAUGAAAAUAAAUGCCUUGAUAUCUCAGUAUAUGGCAUGAAUGAGCAAUGUUCAAAAAAGUGCAACAACAAUGGGGUCUGUGACCAUAAGAAACAAUGCCACUGCCACCCUGGUUGGGCUCCUCCCCUCUGUCAAGUCAAAUACUCCAACCUCCCUCAAGGCCAGGGUGUAGUGAUAGCAGGGAUCUUAACAGCAGCUCUCCUGUUGCUGAUAACUCUGGUUGUUGGAGGAUGGAUGUUUGGCAAAAAGUAUAAGAGAGGCAUCAUCUUCAAAAGAAAGAUGCGCACAUCCACAGGGCUGCUAAACCCCACAGCUAAGGAUGGGCCUGUCAAUGGCAGACCUCUCAAUAAACCUCUAAUCAGUCUACCUACCUUUCUGGGGUCAUCUGCCACACAAGCCUGUAAACCUCAGGUUGUCAUGGUGCCACCCACCCACCCUCCUCCACAGCCACCAAAGAAACUGCAAGGAGAGCAUACUCCAACUCAUACAGACACAACUCAAUGUCUUCCUACAUCUAAACUUUUGUUACCCCUGAAUAGCAUGCUGUAUAUUGCAAGCAAGCCAAGUCCUCCUCCACUGCCUCCAAUGAAGCCUUGUGGUCCUCCACUGCCUCCAGUGAAGCCUUGUGGUCCUCCACUGCCUUUAGUAAAAGCUCGUCCUCCAACAUGUUAUUGAUAUUCAGUUGACACUUUGAAGCAGGCUUCUGGAGGGAGGACACAAGGAUAACAUGGUGAUUCAUGGAACAAAGGAUGGUUCAUGUUACACUCUAGUAGAUCCUGGAUGACGUUUGCUAUAAGUCAUGUCUUGAAAAUGUCCUUGAUGACCCUGGAUGAGGAUGUCUCACAAUCUGCAUCUUAAAUACAGUAGAAAGGGUUUUUUCAGAAAGUUUGGUAAAUUUGUCGUGUACUGUUCAAAAAUAAUUUGGGUACUAUAUACAUGGAAAAUGUUACAGGUUAAGGACAUGUAUUAGUUACGUUAUUACAUUUUUGAUGUUGGUUUGACCAAAGCCAAGUGCCUUAUUUAAGAGAAUGUAUUUAUUGCAAGUUCAUUCUUGAAACCUGUAUACAAUUCAACUAAGGGGUACUUAGCUCAAAUGUAGAACUGCACUGCUCUCUACAUUUUCUUAUUUUUGUAUCUUUUCAUCAUUGAAUGCGUCCUUGUUUUGGUUACCCUGAGCCCACAUCUUACAUUAGUUUCAAAUCAUCUAAAUUGCUUAAACUGUCGCUGCCAAGAUGCCUUGAGGCUGAUGUUGUUGAGAUACCGAAACAGUUACUGUGGUCAUGGGGUAGAUUGAAGAUCAUGUUUUGAGGUGAUGUUGUUGUUGAAAACUGUAAUGUUUCUACUAAUCCUCUAAUGCAAAUAAAUUGGAGGCAUUGAUGGAACUGCAUUUCAAAUGUACUGAUCAGAGUAAAGAUGUAGACAGAUCAAGGGUCCCCCAUCCCAGGCUUUUGGCCCUUCCUUGGCAGUCAUGUGCACGACAAUAAGGAAAGUGGUUGGAAAGCAAAACAUGAGUCAGUGGUGUGCUCAGUGGAGACUCAGUAAUCAGUCAUCUGGGACAGCCAGGAAGGAAAGCUAAGAUACAGAACUGAGGUGGUUUACGACAAGGUGGCAAGACUCCUCAGUGAGCUGUGAUGAUUCACUCUGAUUCACAAUAUUUAAACCACACCUGGUUUUAACAGUAAGAGGUAGUUGAACAGGAUAACUGAGUCAUGGCUAAUUCACAGCAGGAUUGUUCAUUUGGAUACAAUGAAGAUUAGUUUCCUCCAGGAUCACAAUGACUCUUAUUGAGAGACUUGUUGCUCUUGUUGGUUAGUUGUA
Hypomesus transpacificus is the source of this 3815-nucleotide messenger RNA. RefSeq names its product ADAM metallopeptidase domain 8b (gene adam8b). The record is from RefSeq and is a predicted model, not a curated record. The transcript has 24 exons. The coding region runs from base 9 to 2672 and encodes 887 amino acids. Gene Ontology annotation, biological process: positive regulation of cellular extravasation; regulation of cell-cell adhesion; proteolysis. Gene Ontology annotation, molecular function: metalloendopeptidase activity; cell adhesion molecule binding. NCBI's taxonomy places the organism in Eukaryota, Metazoa, Chordata, Actinopteri, Osmeriformes, Osmeridae.